Ricinus communis (castor bean) is the source of this 2997-nucleotide messenger RNA. Its product is annotated as LRR receptor-like serine/threonine-protein kinase FLS2. The record is from RefSeq and is a predicted model, not a curated record. Bases 1 to 2997 code for a protein of 998 amino acids. Gene Ontology annotation, cellular component: plasma membrane. NCBI's taxonomy places the organism in Eukaryota, Viridiplantae, Streptophyta, Magnoliopsida, Malpighiales, Euphorbiaceae. The transcript has 2 exons. Gene Ontology annotation, molecular function: protein binding.
AUGAAGCUCCAAAUUCUUCUAACCUAUUUCCUUGUAUUCAUUCUCUCCAGCAUUUCAACCAUCACAGGUUGCUAUGAGAAUGAAAGAGCAGCUUUGCUAUCUUUCAAAUCCCAGAUCAUGGACCCAUCAAAUCGUCUGUCAUCAUGGCAAGGGCACAACUGCUGCAACUGGCAAGGGAUACAUUGUUCAGGUUCACUCCAUGUAAUCUCUGUUGAUCUCCGGAACCCGAAGCCUUACCUCCCUAUAAUAAACUCAAAUUCAUACCAUGUUUCCACUUCCACAUCCGAAUCUACUGCUCUCCGUGGCACCAUCUCUUCUUCUCUUUUUACUCUUACUCGUAUCACUUAUCUUGAUCUCAGCUUCAACAACUUCAUGUAUUCAAGAAUACCCCCUGGAAUAUCAAAUUUUACUCGUCUGACAUACCUGAACUUAUCGAAUGCUGCAUUUAGUGACUCCAUUACAAUCCAAUUUGCGAACCUUACAUCUCUUGAAAGCUUGGAUCUUUCGUGCUCUACAGUCGUGUCUGAUUUCUCUUCCAUUUCUUAUGACUUAUCUUUUGAACUGAUACAAGUUGGUAGCCCAUAUGGAAAUGUUUAUAGCAGCAAUCUUUCAUCAACAAGUUUGCAUUGGUUGCAAGGGAUGCACAAUCUCAAGGCUGCUAUGGUUGUCCAAUUGAGAAUAUCUGGUGAAUUGCCAAUAAGUCAACUUCUUAAUCUCACUCAACUCUCUGUUUUGGUAUUGGAUUUCAAUCCUAUUACAUCCCAAAUCCCAGUUCAGUUGGCCAAUUUGACUUCCCUUUCAGUAAUUCAUUUCACCGGCUCAAACUUGCAAGGUCCAAUUCCUUACAUUCCACAGCUUCAGGAACUUCAUGUGGGUAGCACUGACCUUACAAUUGAUCUAAAAUCGAUGUUUUCAAACCCUUGGCCCCGAUUAAAGAGCCUAGAUAUCAGGCAUACACAAGUUAAAGGUUCUAUUCCACCUUCCAUCAGCAAUACAACUUCCUUGAUCAGGUUUGUAGCUUCGGGUUGUUUAAUAGAAGGCGUUAUACCUUCUUCUAUUGCAAACCUUUCCAGGAUGGAAAUCUUGAAACUGAACAUCAACAACUUAGUUGGCCAUCUUCCACCUUCAAUAAACAAUAUGAGAAGUCUUCAAGCUUUGUCCCUGAUCCAGAAUAAUUUGCAAGGACCAAUCCCCGAUUCAAUCUGUAAUGUUUCCUCUCUUUGGUAUCUUGCUCUAGCGAACAACAAUUUUUCAGGAAAAUUGCCAGAUUGCAUUAGCCAUCUUCCCAAGCUUGAUGUGUUGUUUGUUACUUCGAACUCUCUUAAUGGAGAAGUCCACACAUUGACUUCUUUACUCCGAGGCUCUAAUCCAUAUAUGAUAGGCCUAUCAUUUAACCAUCUCACUUUGAAACUAGACAAGCAAUCAUUACCACCUUCCUUUCAACCUGAAGUCUUGGAACUCAGUUCCUGUAACAUUGAAGGUAACCUCCCCAAUUUCUUCUCUAACCUGACCAAACUAAGAUACUUAUCUUUGUCUUACAAUUACUUGUCAGGAGCAAUCCCACCGUGGCUGUUCAAUCUACCACAACUUGGUUAUUUAGAUCUCUCUUUUAACAAACUGCAAGGAUCAAUCCCACCUUUUAUUCAGCUGAAAUCAUUUUUCGGUGCAACAACACUGAAUUUGGCAAACAAUCUCCUUCAAGGACCGGUCCCUUCCCAACUUGUCAAUAUAGAUGCUAUCAACUUGUCUGGGAACAGUUUCACAGGGCAUAUACCAGAGCAAGCAGGGCUUGGAAGUGUAAGGUACAUUUCAUUGUCUAGUAACAAUCUUGUGGGUCAUAUUCCAGACUCUUUCUGCUAUCAAAAGAAUGCCUUAAUGGUCCUAGAUCUAUCCAACAACAGUCUUUCAGGUCCACUACCUGGCAAUUUAGGAAAGUGCAUAUAUCUUAGUGUUCUAAACCUCGCACAUAACAACUUCAGCAAUUCAGUUCCUGAAGUGCUAGAAAAUGCCAGGAAUCUAAGCUACCUAGAUCUUACUGGCAAUCAGUUUAAAGGUCCUUUUCCGAGUUUCAUUCGAAGACUGAAAAGCUUGGUGGUAUUGCAAAUGGGAUACAAUAAUUUUGCUGGAAAGAUCCCUGGAUUCAUUGGAGACCUCAAGAACCUCCGGAUUCUAGUGUUAAAAUCCAAUUUCUUCAGUGAAUUAAUCCCUCCUGAGAUAAAUAAGCUAGAGAAGCUACAAAUCAUGGACUUGUCAGACAACAAUCUCUUUGGCACCAUCCCUGAAAAGCUAGAAGGAUUGAAGACAUUGAUAACUCGACCAACAGAUGGAGAACUUUUGGGUUAUGUGAUCUCAUUCAUGUAUUCUGGUGUGGAACUAAGCAUGGCUUACAAAGGUCUAAUAUAUCAAUUUGACUGUGUCAAGACGUACCAUAGUGGAAUAGAUCUCUCUCUUAAUGCUUUGACAGGAAAAAUUCCACCUGAAAUGACCCUUUUAAUAGGGUUAGCAAUGCUCAAUCUUUCGCAUAAUGCUCUAUCGGGUGAGAUCCCAAGUAAUAUAGGAGACAUGAUUGGCCUAAACUCACUAGAUCUGAAAUUCAACAGGUUUAGUGGAAAAAUCCCAGACUCCAUAAAUUUACUGGACUCUCUUGGUUAUCUGAACUUGUCAUAUAACAAUUUGAGUGGGAAAAUCCCAGCUGGGACACGAUUUGAUACCUUGUAUGGGGAUGGUUCAGCAUACAUUGGGAAUGAACAUUUAUGUGGUGCUGGAAAUUUGAUCAACUGUAAUGACAAUACUUCUUCCUCUAGUGAAGAAACCAAAAGUGUGGAGGAUAGUAUAGACAGGCUGCUGUUCAUCGGAGUUGUAGUCAGUGGCUAUGGAGUUGGUUUCUGGGGAUAUUUUGGGGUUCUUUGUUUGAUAAAAGAACAGCAUAGAAGGAGAUACUGGAAAGCCAUUGAAAAGAUUGCCUUCAAAAUUGUCAAGAUGUUCAUGCAAAGAUAG